AUGCCAUGGAAGCCUAGGAUUUGCCAUGUGUUGGGGAUGCCGUGUAUUGUGGGCCAGCUAUGCGCCGACGUCGGGUAUUACGAGCCCGACUUUCGGGCCGAAGGUUAUGCUGUGAUCGACUGUCGUAAGAAGGUGAUAGUGUUUAGACCUCCUAGGGAGCAGAAGUACGAGGUUGUGGGAUCGUGUGUGCGUUCGACGCCACAGAAUCUAUCGGCAUUGCAGGUGGCAUUCUUCGGCCAUGUAGUAACUAGUGAUGGUAUAUCAGUUGAUCCUAGCAAGAUCGAAGCUGUGGUUAGCUGGAGUCGACAGAAGAGUUAUGCCGACAAUCGCCACAGGAAUUUAGAGUUUGACGUAGGUGAUCACGUAUUUUUGAAGAUAGCUCCGAUGAAAGGGGUUAUGCGAUUUGGGAGGAAGGGUAAACUUAGUCCUAAGUUUAUCGGUCCAUUUGAGAUUCUAGAUAAAGUGGGACCGGUAGCCUACAGGCUAGCUUUGCCACCUGUAUUGUCCAGGAUUCACAACGUAUUUCAUGUUGCUAUGUUGAGGAAAUACGUCCCAGACCCUUCUCAUGUCAUCAAUUAUGAUGAGUUGGAACUUAGUGAUUCAUUGGGAUAUGAGGAGGUACCAGUACAGAUUCUGGAUAGGAAAGUGCAAGAGUUACGUAACAGGACGAUUCCUCAAGUAAAAGUCUUGUGGAGGAAUCAUGCAGUAGAAGAGGCUUCUUGGGAGUCUGAGGAGCAGAUGAAGCAAAGGUAUCCGCAUUUAUUUCAAGAAGUCUGAGUGAAUAAAUGUAAAUAGUUAAGUAGUUUUCUGUUGCAGGUACAUGUAAUGGUUGAAUA
Malania oleifera is the source of this 836-nucleotide messenger RNA. RefSeq lists its product as uncharacterized. The transcript has 4 exons. The record is from RefSeq and is a predicted model, not a curated record. The coding region runs from base 1 to 777 and encodes 258 amino acids. NCBI's taxonomy places the organism in Eukaryota, Viridiplantae, Streptophyta, Magnoliopsida, Santalales, Ximeniaceae.